Daldinia caldariorum is the source of this 660-nucleotide messenger RNA. RefSeq lists its product as uncharacterized. The record is from RefSeq and is a predicted model, not a curated record. The transcript is spliced from 3 exons. The coding region runs from base 133 to 558 and encodes 141 amino acids. Lineage: Eukaryota; Fungi; Ascomycota; Sordariomycetes; Xylariales; Hypoxylaceae.
GCUAUCACAUCGCGAAACAUACGAUGGAAAAGUAUAAGUAUAACGGAGAGUACUUGAAGAAUUCGAUAGAUAAUUGUCAAUUUACCUCUAUAUCAUCAUCCAGAACACGCUUAGAAGUAUUUACCUAGAACCAUGGCUUUCGUACCAACCACGAACUCGGAAAUCCGAGAAUGGCUCCUUAGAUUUCAUGCCUCAAAUGACUCUCUCGAUGUGUCGAGGUUAGAGGACAUAUACACAAAAGACGCGAAAGUGCAGUUUGGCAACAUGCCCCUUUUUGAGGGAUUAGACGAACUACGCAGCUUUUUUAAGGGAACCUGGGCAAGACUAGAGAUGAUGCACCACAAAAUUGAAAGCUUUGAUAUGGUUGACAACAAGAUCUAUCAGCCGUGUCAUAUAACGUGGAAAGUCAAGAACGAUCCGGAAAAGGAGACAAUUGUGGUUCCGGCUUUCGCUUUCGUCCACUUAGAAACAUCGGGGGAGAACAGGGGGCUUGUAAAGCAAGCUGCGUAUUAUAUGGACGGUGCUCCGUUGAUGGCAGCACUUCAAAGGUCUCUAUAGAAUUGGUAAUCAGCAGGAAUGAGCAAGUCUGGCAGUCUGGGCAGUGUAUUGGUGCUAUUGAGCUUUAUCUUAUCGGCAUAUCACACAGGAACUUGUAGCCUU